AUGUUCCCCCAGCCCUGCAGCAUCGCCAUGGAGAGAGAACCACUGAUGAAGCGUGGUCACCAUGGUUACCAGCAUGUUCCUGAGGAGGUCAGCAUGGAGGAGAGUCUGAGCAGAACUCUGACCAUCCGCGAAGACCAACGGGAGAAACUUGAGCUGUUUGUGAAGGAGAGAGGGGACGGUAAAAUCAAGUCCUAUGGGGAGAUCUAUUUCUCCGGAUUUGGGAACCUCACCCAAACCUCCCCCUUUGUGAAGGUGACUCCGGACGUUGACCCCGCCGUCCUGUGGGACCUCAUGAUGAAACACUGGCACCUGAAGAAACCCAGCCUCAUCGUCUCCGUGGCGGGAGGAGCCCAGAAGUUCUUCCUGAAGAACCGGCUGAAGGACGCCUUCAUAAGGAGCCUGAUGAAAGCAUCGCAGUCUACAGAUGCCUGGAUCCUGACAGGCGGGACGAACUCCGGCAUCAUGAAGUGUGUGGGCGAAGCCGUCAGGGACCAGGUCAGCAACUUCGCCACCUCACCUGUCGCCAUCGGCAUCGCUACAUGGGGGUCAAUAGACAACAGGAAAAGUCUAGAGCCUCACGAGGCCGGGCGGAAGGACGUCUUUCCCGCCAUCUACUACUGCGAUGAGCUGGACAGACAGAAGGAGACGGCUGCUCUGGACCUGAACCACACCCACUUCAUCCUGGUGGACGACGGGAGCGAAAAGGUGUUCUCCGACUCCGACAUCAUACUGAGGACUGAGCUGGAGCAGCACAUCAACAGUGAGGUGGCUUUGGGCAAAGAUCUGGGCGUCCCUGUGGUGGUUCUGGUGGUAGAGGGAGGGCGGUACACGCUGAGGACCGUGUCUGAGGCGGUGGAGAGGCAGAUACCUGUCGUCGUGGCCGAGGGGAGCGGACGGGCAGCCGACAUCAUCGCCUACGCUUACAAGAGAUGGAAACGGAUCAAGCAAAGGAGAAAGAUCACCAAAGACCUGUGGGACCGGAUCGGAAAGGCGUUUGAUCUCCCGAGUGAUGAAGAAAUGACGCAGGCAGCAAAAAUGAUCCUCAACAUCGUCAACAACAGCACCUUUGUGACCCUUUUCAAGCUCGAAGAAGGAGACACGGUGAACAUUGACGAGGCGUUAUUGAGGGGUUUGUUGAAAGCCGAGAAGUCGCACCCCAAGAACCAGCUGCAGCUGGCGCUGGCCUGGGACAGGAGUGACAUCGCCCGUCAGGAGAUCUUCACGCCGAGCAGGCGACAAAAGUUGCAGCUGAUUGACAAGUACGCGUACAUGGAGACUGCCCUUCUGCAGGACAGAGUGGAGUUUGUGCAGUUGUUGUUGGACAACGGGGUGGAACUCCUGCACUUCUUGACAGUGAAGAGGCUGCACAAACUCUACCACGAAGUAAAUAUCAAAGACGCACACAGCAGAAGACCUUCAGUAGUGGUCAGGCGUCUCCUAAGUUACCAGAUGAAGACGGUGUACAACCCUGCUCGCCGUCGUUCCCAGGGCAGCACGUCUUCGUUCCGACGACAGAGCGACGUCCCAGACGAGGUGGACUUCCCCGCUCCUGACACUACUGACGGUCCUGAGACUGACCUGUUCCUGUGGGCCGUCCUGACCAACAAAAAAGAUAUGGCGAGGCUAUUCUGGAGGAUGGGAUCCGAUCACAUCGCUGCAGCGCUCUCAGCCAGUAAGAUUCUGAUGUCUCUCGCCGACCUUGCUAAGAAAGAGGAACAACUGGUUCUGCAUCAAGACCUGAUGGACCACGCGAGGCAGUUGGAGUGUGACGCCCGGGGAGUGCUGGAGGAUUGUCACCAGAAGAACCGGAGUCAAAGUCACGACCUGCUGGUGCGGCGGCAGGACAGGUGGGGUGACGUCACGGCCAUGGCCAUUGCCGCCUCCUCCCAGCACAUGACCUUCAUGAGCCACGACGCCUGUCAGACCAAGAUGAACCUCGUCUGGAAGGGCAGGAUGGCGUCUUUCACGCAGUGGUGGAAGAUUGUACUGUCCCUGGUGUUUCUGCCGGCAAUCUUCUGGAUCACGUUCGUGGACGACGACGCCGGCGAUGAGAAACGUGACACUCCAGCUGCUGACGCUCCAGACCGGGACAGCUUUGAUAGAAAGCUCUGUAAAGUCAGCCUCAAGGCGCUCCCUUGUGACAUAAAGAAGGGUCGCGUCGGACUGCUCAAAGCCAUCUACUUCCAACAGACGGCACCGGUGUCCAGGUUUAUCUACAAUGCGAUGUUCCAUGUGCUCUACCUGUGGAUGUUCAGCGUGUUUCUGUUGACUGACCUGCGGCCUGGAGUCAUCAGCCCCUGGGAGUGGUUUCUGAGCGUAGUGAUGGCCAGUCUCAUGAUAGAAGAACUCAGACAGGUUGCCACAGAACAUCCGCCCAACUGGUGGUACAAGCUGCGCGCCUGGUACCGGAGCAUGUGGAACCGGAUGGACUUCGUGCUGCUGCUCUCCUUCGCCUUCUCUCUCACUCUGCACAUCAGCAUGGGCGAGAGCAGCUUCGAGGCGGCCCGGGUGGUGUACUCCGUCACCCUCAUCCUGAUGUUCUACCGCCUGCUGCAGAUGUUCCUCGUGCAGAAGGACGUGGGGCCCAAGAUAGUCAUGAUCAAAGGCAUGCUGAAGGACCUGGCCAUCUUCAUGUUCGUCCUGCUGGUGUUCAUCCUUGCUUACGGCGUGGCCAGGCUGUCGCUGAUCUCGCCCGACAGCACCCUGGGCUGGCACCUGCUCGUGGACGUGUUCCGCAUCCCCUACUGGCAGAUGUACGGCGAUCUCUUCACGGACGACGACGGAAACGUUUCCGGCCCGCGGUUCGUGUCGUUCCUCCAGGCUGUCUACAUGCUGGUGACCAACGUCCUGCUGCUCAACCUGCUCAUCGCCAUGUUCAACUAUACUUUCCAGAAGAUCCAGGACGAGUCGGAGGUGCACUGGAAGUACCAGCGGUACUUCGUGAUCGAGGAGUACGUGAGCAGACCCUGGGGGCCGCCUCCGCUCAUCCUGCUGGGGCACGUCUGGAGACUGGCGUACUUCAUGUACAGGCGGCGGGGUUCGUGCUCGGGCCCAGACGCGCCGCGGUCCACGGACUUCGACAAGACUUUCGAAAAAGACAAGGUGCAGAAGCUGAGAGACUUUGAGAGGCUGGGCGCGGAGAACUACCUGCUGCGGGAGCAUCGCGCCAGGAAACACGCCGUGGACGACAGGAACAGGAAGGCUCAUCAGGACGAGAAGUUCCAGGAGCUGGCCUGGGGGUUGGAUGAGAUACGGGAGGACAUGGACGAGUUGAAGAAGCAGCUUCACGCCACAUCGAAGCAGCUCAACGCCGAAGCAGCCCAACACCCGAAAACGUCAAUGCCAUGGCUGUCAAGUUGGGGCCGGUCCUUUGAUAUGGAUGUCCCUGACGGUCCUGUUGAUGAUGCAGACCUGGCUACAGACGGAAUCGAAAGUUACAUCGAAAAUUACGUCACCGAUGAGGAAAUGUCGUCCAUGGAUGAGGGCGAAUUGAGUGACAGUACUGAGCCGGCAUCAGAGAAGUCAGACGAUGAGGAAGUCACAGAGUCAAGAUCACCUGUGUUCCGCAGUGCCGAGCCAGCAUCAGAGAAGUCAGAUGGGGAGGGAGCAACAGAACCAAGGCCGCCAGUCCACAGUACUGAUCCGACAUCAGAACCAAAGCCACCCCUCCGCAGGCUGACAUCCCGCGAGUCCAGUGUGUGA
Branchiostoma belcheri (Belcher's lancelet) is the source of this 3702-nucleotide messenger RNA. RefSeq names its product transient receptor potential cation channel subfamily M member 2-like. The transcript has 26 exons. The coding region runs from base 1 to 3702 and encodes 1233 amino acids. Gene Ontology annotation, biological process: calcium ion transmembrane transport. The record is from RefSeq and is a predicted model, not a curated record. Gene Ontology annotation, molecular function: ligand-gated calcium channel activity. Gene Ontology annotation, cellular component: membrane. Lineage: Eukaryota; Metazoa; Chordata; Leptocardii; Amphioxiformes; Branchiostomatidae.